Messenger RNA from Pseudoliparis swirei, 2427 nucleotides. It is a transcript of the gene lhx2b, whose product is annotated as LIM homeobox 2b. The transcript is spliced from 5 exons. Gene Ontology annotation, molecular function: RNA polymerase II transcription regulatory region sequence-specific DNA binding; DNA-binding transcription factor activity, RNA polymerase II-specific. Gene Ontology annotation, biological process: regulation of transcription by RNA polymerase II; neuron differentiation. The coding region runs from base 805 to 2052 and encodes 415 amino acids. NCBI's taxonomy places the organism in Eukaryota, Metazoa, Chordata, Actinopteri, Perciformes, Liparidae. The record is from RefSeq and is a predicted model, not a curated record. Gene Ontology annotation, cellular component: nucleus.
ACUCCUCCUCCUCCUCCUCCUCUUACGCACAUGGACACAGGCUCCUCGGCCAAAGACAAACACUCACCGCGCGGCUCCUGCACCGGGAACCGUCCCCGUGCCGCCCGGCGGGACCUCAUCACGGAAGCUGCUCGGUGGCUCUAUGUUCUCCUCUUUUUUAUUUUUUAUUAAAAAUUAAAAAGUAGUUUGAGUGACACCGACCUGCUGCACGAGGAAGAGCCGCCGCUCUCUGGACUUAUCUCUUCUUCUUCUUCAUCUUCUUCUUCUUCUUCUUCUUCUUCUUCUUCUUCUUCUUCUUCUUCGCGUGGUGCGUUUGUGGCCGCUCUGCUCUGCCGGCCCUGGCGGUGCCGCUCACACACUUAUUAAUGCACAAGAAGGAAGACAUUAUUAAAUAUAUUGCACACUGACGGAAUCCUGAAUUAUUACCCCGAGGAGGAGGAGGAGGAGGCGGCACCGGGACAUGCAGCGGGGCUUCUUCCAGAGUUGGUACGUGAACGCACCGCGGCGAGAAGAGGAGGAUACAGGAGGAGGAACUCAUCUCACCUGAGAUCAGGUCGAUCCCGAGGAGAGGAGAAUCUGCGCGUUAUUGAUGAAUCCAUCAUUAUGAAUAAUGAGGCUGUGACGCUUCUCAUUGGCUGAUGAGGCGCAGUUUGGGGAACACGUGUCCAAUUCGUCCCUCACAUUUUUUCCUCUCUAAUCUGGAUUUCUAACAGAAAAGGAAAAACAAAAUACAUUUUUUUUAAAAAUUAAAGCAACAUUGUGGCUGCGCCGCGCCACUGCGCACCUCUCCCGGCGCAGCCUCUGAUGGACAUCUUGGCUUGCAGAUCCGAGCAGAACAUUUACAACAUCCCCCCCCCGGCGGCGGCGAUGCUGUUCCACGGCCUCCCGGGAGGCGACGGCCACGGAGUGGUGGAGGAGAUGGAGCGGCGGGGGAAGAGCGAGUCGGCGGCCAUCAGCUCGGCCAUCGGCAUGGGGGAGACGGACACGUCCAUGCCGUGCCUGCCCGGAGAGCGCGUGGCCCUGUGCGCGGGCUGCGGCCGGAAGAUCUCGGACCGGUUCUACCUGCUGGCCGUGGACAAGCAGUGGCACAUGCGCUGCCUCAAGUGCUGCGAGUGCAAACUGAACCUGGAGUCCGAGCUCACGUGCUUCAGCAAGGACGGCAGCAUCUACUGCAAGGAGGACUACUACAGAAGAUUUUCGGUGCAGCGGUGCGCGCGCUGCCACCUCGGGAUCUCGGCCUCGGAGAUGGUGAUGCGUGCGCGCGACCUGGUGUACCACCUCAACUGCUUCACGUGCACGGCGUGCAGCGCGAUGCUGAGCACCGGGGACCACUUCGGCAUGAAGGACAGCCUGGUGUACUGCAGGGGCCACUUCGAGGCCCUGCUGCAGGGAGACUACCACUCGCACUUUAGCCACGCGGACGUGGCCCCGCACAAAGGCCUGCAGGGCCCCGCGGGGCCCCUCGGACUAGCCUACUUCAACGGCGUGGGCACCGUGCAGAAGGGCCGGCCCCGGAAGAGGAAGAGCCCGGGGCCCGGGGCCGAGCUGGCGGCCUACAACGCAGCCCUGAGCUGCAAUGAGAAUGAGGCCGAGUCCCUGGACUCCCAGUUCUCCUCGAGCCAGAAGACGAAGCGCAUGCGGACGUCCUUCAAGCACCACCAGCUGAGGACCAUGAAGAGCUACUUCGCCAUCAACCACAACCCCGACGCCAAGGACCUGAAGCAGCUGGCGCAGAAGACGGGCCUCACCAAGAGGGUCCUGCAGGUGUGGUUCCAGAACGCUCGGGCCAAGUUCCGGAGGAACCUGCUGCGGCAGGAGAGCGGCGGCGGCGGCGUGGACAAGGCGUCGGACGGCUCCACGCUGCCCGGCCCGGCCUCGGACCUCUCCAACGCCUCCAUGAGCCCCGCCAGCACCCCCACCACCCUCACAGACUUGAGCAACCCCACCAUGCCCACCGUCACCUCCGUGCUCAGCUCGGUGCCGGGCGGCGGCGGCAUGGACGCGCACGAGUGCCGGAGCCCAUCACAGACCACACUGACGAGCCUCUUCUGAUGGAAGCCCCGCCCCCCCCCACUGGAUCUAACACUGACCGCUGUUGACUCCUUCCGUUAGCAAAGAGAACAGAAGCAUUCGUGAACACGUGACGCUGCGCUGAGCCCCGGUGGAGACAGUCGGCGUUGCGGCCGAGUCGCCGUUACUUUGAUGUUGUUGUCGUGUCGAGAACUGAAGAGACUUGAUUUACAUUUUUUCAAUGUUUACAGAAAAGAGACUCCGGGCGGGAGGAAAGAAAACGGCUUCGUUUUUAAUCCAUUCUUUUUUUUUCUUCCAGCACAGUAUUUAUGUUGUACAAGAGUCACUGUUAGGGAUGUAAAAGAAUCUGCUUUUUUCGGGGAAAAUAUCUGAGAUUAAACCACAGGUUACAAUAUC